UAUACAGCAUAGUUAAUGGGAUCAUAUUUGAUUGUGUUUAAAUCUAUUUGAUUAUGUAAUUAGGCAAGGAAUAAAAAAAGUUGGAAUUAAGCAUAAUUGAUUUAAAUAAAGAAGGAUAAGCGAAAUUAUAACGUUGCAUUGGAAAACGUGAGACGAAUGAAAGCGACAAGCAUGAACGUGGUGACAUUUCGACAGAAUUAACAAAAUUUCGUAUCAUCUUCACUCCUGAUCAAUCAUUCGAAAAUUAUCACGGUCUUUUCUUAAAUUCAAUUUUACUAAUCCGGAUUCACCGAUUGCAUGUUCACUGAUAUGAAAAGUAUGGCACAAUCAAAUGAUCAAACGCGUCUAGAAUCAAAUUUGGUGCAGGAAUCUGUCAGUCAAUCAUAUGCUGAUAGGAUUAACCCUCUGUAUAGUUCAGAUGUUAAAAGAGACAUUAAACAAAAUCGUAAAAUAAUUUUUGGGAAAAGUCAGACUACCGGGAAACGGCAGGAGGAUGAAGCGAAGACAUAUUCUAAAUCUAGGGAAAACACUCAUCUUCAAAAAGUUUUUGAAAAGUGGAAUCGGCCUGUUCCAAAUAUAUUUGGCAAUGAAAAUUAUCAUUCACUUUAUUACGGAUCUACGACGUAUGGAUUAAAAUUGCCAAAAACAGACAGGAAGAGUCCAAAAGUUGCAAAAGCUGUAGUAACAAACCCAAAGACGAAUUCUGCGAACACCGCAAAAACGUCAAAGGAAUAUUACCGUCUAUUAUCACCGAAUGAAAACUUAUCACCGUUUUCCCAAAAACGUCAAAUAAUAUCUCAAAAUAAUUCCAAUCUCAAGGAAUCUUCAACAGUCGCAAAAUCGGAUCCGUUAUCCGAAUCUCUAAACGGUAAUAAUCGAAAAAAAGGAACUUGCGAAGAACAAAGAAUACAAGAAGCUUUGCAAAUAAGCUCACGUAAUUCCUCAAAUAAUCUUAGUAAAAAAGAACAACACAUGAUAAUUCAGCAACAAGUUGAAAAAGCCAUAAAGAAUCACAAAAUAUUUCUAAUUCGUGGAGACAUUCCCUACCUGGAAGAUUCCCUGAAGAAAAGAGGCUGGGUACAGAAAUACGAAUCGACAAAAUCUCGAAAUUUACCAUACGGAAGCGUAGCUAGUUUGGACGCACCAUCUUUAGGCACCAUUCAAAACCAGGAUGGCAGCUUAAACGAAAAAGCAAUAAUUUUCCAUGCAUUAAAACACACCUCGCCAAAUUUCAUCUGGGACUGCAGAAACGAAUUUGUAGAUUGGAAUAGUAGUAUCAAGCAAGAUACAUUGCUCAACAGAUUUCAAAAAUCCUUCAUUUACACGUCCAAGUUGGGCAUGGCGACUAUACUUCAGGACGCUCAUUGGUAUUACGAAGACAAUGUAUCCAGUGUCCAGUGUCCAAGAAAUUAUAAUGUCGGUCGUGAAAGAAAUACCUUUGUCGAAGACUACAGAAGAACAGCUGCAGUGAGUCUUUUAAAAUGGUUCGUGGAUCGUGUCAAGGAAGAAGCAGAACUGAUUGGAGUAGGUGCCAAUCAAAUAUCAGCAAAGCAAAUUGAAUUUGCCAUUAAAAGAUGUGAAGAUUAUGUAGCUGAGGUUGGAGAUGAGUACUUGGAUAGAUCUGAAAUAGAAAUACCUUAUCAGGAAUGGGAUUCUUUUAUCGAUGACUACACAAAAGUUGUUCAUUAUGGAAAUGGCCUAUUGCCACUCGAACAAGAUAAUUUGGCAAGCACAGAAGGGUUAUCGAUACAUGAAAUGUACAAACAAGCUGUGCAGACUUUAAAGAAAGUCGAGGACAUUGAUCCGCAAUACAAAUUAAAUGGCAUGAGAAACAUAUGGAUCUUGAAACCCAGUGAUCUUUGCUGUGGAACUGGUAUUGUGAUAAGUCACAAGUUGACUCAUAUCAUUAAAAAAAUUCAUGAUAGUCCUAAGGAUUAUUUUGUUGUACAAAAAUACAUCGAGAGACCAUUACUUGUCCAUGAUACAAAAUUUGAUGUGAGACAAUGGUACCUGGUAACAAAAAGUUAUCCUCUAAACAUUUGGAUAUACAAGGAAGCUCUUUUACGAUUUAGCUCCAGACCAUUUACUUUCUCUCAUUAUCAUGAAGCUGUUCAUAUUUGCAACACCGCAGUACAGUGUAAAUAUGCAGAUCAAAAGAAUUCUGUUCGCUCCCAGGAUUGGGACUGUGAAAAAAUCAAUGAUUACCUUAAAAAAUCCGGUCACAAGGGUGAACCCUGGUACGACGAAAUUUAUCCGAAAAUGUGUGAAGCCAUUGUAGCCACCACGAUAGCAGCACAGGAGCAUAUGGAUAAACGUCGUUGUAGUUUUGAAUUGUAUGGUGCAGAUUUCAUGAUAAUGGAUGACUUAUCAGUGUGGCUGAUAGAGAUCAAUACCAAUCCCCGAAUGCAUCCACCCAGUACUCGAGUAACUGCGAGACUGUAUCCGGAAGUACUGGAGAGUCUAAUAAAAGUAAUAUUGGAUUAUCCGACCAAUCCAAAGGCUGAUACUGGUAACUUCGUUUUGGCAUACCAACAGCAAGUUACAAAUUUUCAACCCUAUUUAGGGGCUAACAUGUUUAUUCUUGGAAAAGGUAUAAAUGCCAAACAGAAAAGUGCACUCCCUCAACCCUGAUUAAUAAACUUAUAACUGUGUUCGAUAAAUGAUACUUAUUCGAGUCAGCAAAUAACCUUACUUCAUUUUUCCAUUGGUGGCUCUGAG
This is a messenger RNA of Cephus cinctus (wheat stem sawfly), 2718 nucleotides long. RefSeq names its product tubulin glycylase 3A. The transcript is spliced from 10 exons. Gene Ontology annotation, biological process: cilium movement; protein polyglycylation; cilium assembly. NCBI's taxonomy places the organism in Eukaryota, Metazoa, Arthropoda, Insecta, Hymenoptera, Cephidae. The record is from RefSeq and is a predicted model, not a curated record. Gene Ontology annotation, molecular function: protein-glycine ligase activity, initiating. Gene Ontology annotation, cellular component: cilium. The coding region runs from base 298 to 2631 and encodes 777 amino acids.